This is a messenger RNA of Acanthopagrus latus (yellowfin seabream), 1131 nucleotides long. Its product is annotated as follitropin subunit beta-like. Gene Ontology annotation, cellular component: extracellular region; cytoplasm. Lineage: Eukaryota; Metazoa; Chordata; Actinopteri; Spariformes; Sparidae. The record is from RefSeq and is a predicted model, not a curated record. Bases 416 to 850 code for a protein of 144 amino acids. The transcript is spliced from 3 exons. Gene Ontology annotation, biological process: G protein-coupled receptor signaling pathway. Gene Ontology annotation, molecular function: hormone activity.
CACUCACUCUCCUGUAUUUCCUCUUCCCUUCUGCCACCUCUUCCUCCUCUUCCUCCUCCCAUUCUUCUCUCUAUUAAUGUGUCGAAUUUCUGCGUCUUCUGCUUCUCUUUUUGUCGCUCCCCCCUUCUUCGGGCUACAGGCCAGUGUGGGUCAGAGGCAGGUUGUAAUUACCUCACUCCUCCUCUGACAGCUGAAAAAAAGAGAGAGAAAAAGAUAGAAAUGGAAUAAAGAAAAACAAAAACAGACUCAUUAUUCAUUCGCACUAUCAGGACAAAACUAAACCCUCCAAUUUUAUUUUGUUUUCUAACACCAAAGGGCAAGAAAAGAUUUUUGUUUUCUCCACAAAAAUGCCCACAUUCAUGGAGAAUUCGCUGCACCUCACAGUGGGUUCCAGCUGAUUUCACUGCUGGCAAGUAUGCCCUCAGUAUUGCUGCUGAAAUGCAUGCUGCUGUGUGCGAUGACGGGAUGGACGGCGUGCAUCUGCAUGCUGAAGAAUCACACCAUAUGGAUUGAGAGGCAGGACUGUGGCCAGUGUGUGGCUGUCAACACUACGAUCUGCAGCGGCUUCUGUUACACCAAGGACACCAAUUUGAGGGGACGGCUCGGGAGAAUCUUCCUGGUCCAGCGUAGCUGUGUGCCUCUGUCCCUGGAGUACCAGGCCACCUCUGUGCCGGGCUGCCCUCAGGACGUCAACCCGGAGCAGUAUUAUCCUGUGGCCCACCAGUGCAGCUGCAGGCGCUGUGAUGCACGCACACACCACUGCAUCCGCGCCAGCCCAGUCUCAUACGACCGAUGCAUCGCGACUCUUAGCGGUAUGAAAAGCCAGCGGCAGCCUGCUUUAACGACCUGAGAACACGCUAAUACACAGGCAGUGCAUGUAGAUAGCAAAUGAUACAGGCUUUGGACUCGAUGGAUUGGCAGUGUUGUUGGUGUUGAUGUUAUUGUGGUGCACUUCAGCCCGAUCAGCCAUGCUGUUAUUUUCUAGACUGUUAGGCAAGAUGUUGCAAUAAAACACUGUUGAACACGCAUUUGUAGCUUUGUUGUGAAUUGUGUUGCCGGUGUAAUUGAAGCGAUAACGAGGAAUAUGUGGAAAUAAAUGAGUGCAUAGCGAGUGCAUUUCCAUAAAGUCUC